GGCUCCUUGAGGAAGGAGAAGGCGCUUCAUGUCUUGGCGUGAGCUCCUUCCCCCCUGGCUGGUGAUCGUGGCGGGACUGACGGGCAUCGUGCUGCUCUGUGUCUCCACCAAAGAUGUGCCCGUGGCCCCUCUCAGGACCAAGUAUGGCAUCGUUCUGGAUGCUGGCCCGUCCCGCACCAUCCUCUUCAUCUACCAGUGGACAGCCACCAAGGCAAACAAGACCGGGGUGAUCAGGGGAUGCAGUUCCUGCCCUGUGCAAGGUCUGGGAGUCUCCAACUACUCAGAUUCUCCUCAGAAAGCAGGGAAGAGCUUGGAGCCAUGUUUGAACUGGGCCCAGAAGGAGAUCCCAGCAGAGCAGCACAGCCAAACCCCACUGUACGUGGGAGCCACCACCAGCACGAGGCACCUGAACCUCACCCAUCCCACCCUCUCUGAUGAUCUCCUUGCAUCCCUGACUGUGGCCCUGAAGUCAUCCCCCUUCAGCUUUCGGGGGGCACAGAUCCUGUCCAGCCCAGAUGAGGAAGCAUUCAACUGGGUUGCUGUGAACUAUGUCCUGGAGAACUUCUUCAAGUACGACUGGCGAGGGCAGCUGGUGCCCUCCGGGAAGGGGAUGGCAGGAGUCCUGUCCGUGGGAGGAACCUCAACACGGCUCACUUCCCAGCUGGAAGAGGAGAACCAGGUCCCAGAGGAAGGGGUGAGGCUGCAGCUGUACGGGCAGAUGCACAGGGUGUACACUCGUCAGUGCCCCUGCCAUGGCACCGACCAGCUCCACAGGAGGCUGCUCUCCCUGCUCAUCCAGGAGCAGAGAAGUGCUAAAACUGUGUCUAAUCCCUGCUGGCCCCUCUCCUACUCGCGGGAAGUGCAGUGGCAGUCAGUGCAUGCUGGGCCUUGUGCUGUCAGUGGUGACACAUGGGACACCCCUGGCCCCACGGAGGUCUUCAACAUCACGGGCUCCAGCAGCCCCACCGCCUGCAUGAGACUUGUGCAAAAGCUGCUCAACUCCUCCUCUUCCUGCAGCUUCUCCAAGCAUUCCCUCAGCAGUGUGCUCCAGCCCCUCCGGACCAGGUUUCUGGUGAUUUCUGAGGCCAUGGACUUCAUGAGAGAAACUGUUCCCUCUCCUGACUUGGGCCAGGCUGUCAAGAGGCUGUGUGGGAUGUCCCUCAAAGAGCUGGUUAGGGAGUCCCAAGCAAGCCAGGAUACACUUGCUGAGUACUGUGCUGUGUCUGCCUUCAUCUUCCAUCUCAGUACAAAGGGGUACACGCUCGACGUUGACCGGCCUGCUUGGACUGCGUUCCAGAAGAAGAUGGGUGACAGAUCAUCUGGCUGGACUCUUGGGUACCUGCUGAGCCUGACCAACACCAUCCCCCAGGACAGCCCAAGCAUCCUCAAGGGGAUUGAACCAGGGGUGUGGUCGCUGCUCCUGAUCCUCUUCGUGGUGCUGCUCACUGGCUCGUUCAUGCGCAUCUCGUACCGGGUGAUGGCCAAGGAGAACACCCUCAGCAACAGAAACAGCAGCGUUUUUGAUGACAACUGACACUUCUGUGGGUCUCAAGACUCUUGCCAGAGCACAGUCAACAGGGUCCAGACAGAAACCACAGAGGUGUAAGGCACUGGAGGCUGGAAGUGAUUUCCCUGCAGGACUCCCAGAACCUUGAUGCCUUAUUUCAACUAGCUGGCACUUGCACUACUGUACUUUGAGACAAUGGAUCCUGCUCCACAGGAAACCUGGGAUUCCCAGUGGAUGGCAAGCUAUUCAUCCUCCAAACAAGAACAGCCUGCACGGCUCUUCCUUGGGCUACAGCUGGGAUUGCUCAUGUCAAGCACGAGGCGAUGCCUCAGCAGGCAGGCCCUGAGCUAUUGUGGAGCUAGUAUUGAAUAAUCCUGUCAAAUCAGGAGAGCUGGUGUCUGACAAAGAGUGCUCUGUCUUCUCCUCAAGAGAUGAUACCUGUAGUAUUGCCACUAGUGAAGACUGGAAGAGCACUAAAAUAUGGUCAGAAUGUAACAGCCAACUUGCUUCCAUGUUCUAGGGAAAAUGCAGGUAUUUCCUGCCUGCCACUGCUGACCUGCCUGUGCUUCCAUUUCAGUGACAGUAUCCAGUGAAUACUCAUUCAAAACCAAUGCUCUUUAAUCUUGGUCUCUACAGAGCAUCAAAGGAGAAACAAAGGGCACAGACACACAGCUGAGUUUUUGUCUCUCAGCUGAAUCAUGGCAACUCAGGGUUAAAACUGCCAAUUUAAACUCUUUAACCAGGACUUCAAUGAACACAUUUAAUUUCACCUCUGCUAAAACUGGGCUCAAACUGGGCUGAGGUUCAUCUGUUUGUUUAUUUGCACUGACCUGCUUGUCUCGCUGACUGUGCAAGUGACUCAUCUGACGUCCUUUAGACCAGAGCAGACCCAGGAACAGAAGCUUUCCUGAUUGUCAGAACACUGACUUUUGUAUUAGACCACGACCAGAGUUACUGCAUAAUCCAAUAGUCAGGAUUCCUCAGGGACUUGGCAGUCAUUCCGGCUCCUCUGGCCUGCUCUGCUUGUCUAAAAGAUGAGGUGCUGUACAAACUCCCUGUGUUACUGUGAAGAGAAGGGAUUGAUUCAGUCAAACACUGUCCUUUGACUGAGGCAUUUAGUUCACUUCUCAGUUGCUUCAGAGACUUAAAACACACAGGCUGAUAAAAGCCUCAGGGACAAGUGUCUCCAAUGCAUUUCAGGCCACUUUAAACAGAAAUGUAAAUGCUCACACAUGCAGUGAUGUGCCUCGCAGGAUUUUUAAAGCUACCAUGGCACCU
Molecule: messenger RNA, 2785 nt
Organism: Lepidothrix coronata (blue-crowned manakin)
Lineage: Eukaryota; Metazoa; Chordata; Aves; Passeriformes; Pipridae
Product: ectonucleoside triphosphate diphosphohydrolase 2-like
Exons: 9
Coding region: 29-1534 (501 amino acids)
Biological process (GO): nucleoside diphosphate catabolic process
Cellular component (GO): plasma membrane
Molecular function (GO): GDP phosphatase activity; UDP phosphatase activity
Source: RefSeq, a predicted model, not a curated record